Messenger RNA from Symbiodinium pilosum, 1081 nucleotides. The record is from the annotation of a GenBank genome assembly. NCBI's taxonomy places the organism in Eukaryota, Dinophyceae, Suessiales, Symbiodiniaceae.
AUGCCGAGCGCGGGGAGCGAGGCGACAGAAGCGCAGAGUGGCGUUUCCACGGGGAAUCUGGGCCACUUGCCAUGGCAACAGAUACCCAAAUUUGUCCCUGGCACCACCAAUGUCGAUGAGUACGUCUCUCGCAUGAAAUUCCUGAAAGAACUGUGGCCAGAAGACCAGCUCCAUCUCUUGGGGCCAAGGGCAGCUUUGCAGGUGGAAGGGUCUGCUUUUCAGAAAAUCAGCAGACUGUCCCCGGAGAAGCUCAGGCAGCCAGAUGGAGUGAAGAUUCUGGUGGAGACCUUAGGUGGAUCCUGGGGUCGAACAGCCAUGGAAGAGAAGUAUCACUACUUCGAGCAAGCAAUCUUUCAGGUGAUGCAGCGAAAUGAUGAGACCAACGACUCCUAUGUGUCCCGGCACGACGCUUACUUUGAGGAACUGCUGGCCCGCGGAGUUACCAUCGAGCAGGUGCGAGCUUAUGUGCUGCUUCGGCACUCACAACUGGCGCCGGACGAUAAGAAGAGAGUGGUGGUUGAGUCCCAGGGGGACCUUAAGUACAACGAGACGGUGAAGGCCAUCCGCCUCCUGGGCUCCAAGUUCUUCGGGGAGUUGCAGGCAAAGAACAGCACAAGUCAAGGACGCAUGGCCGAGAGAAACCGAGUGUACGACGUGAACUUCACGGAAGAAGACGGCCAGGACGAGACCUACUACAGCGCCACGCAGGACGAAGAGCCAGACGACGAGGACCUUCUCUGCUACUUCUUGGAGCAGAACGACCCAGAUGCCGUGUACAUCACCGAGUUUGAGGAUUCGAUUGUCGACGCGAUCCAAGAGUCAGACCUUGCACCGGUGUACAUUUCGUAUCAAGAAGCAAGACAAAAGUUGCGUGACAAAGCGAAGGCCAGAGGAUUUUGGGGUCCUUCCAAAGGCCGGGGCAAGAGCAAGCACUCUGGAAAGAAGGGCAAAGGCGGAUCCAUCUCGGUGAGCUCAUCGUGGGGCAUGGGCCGCAACAGGUCCCUAGCGGAUGCCGCCUACUACAUGGACAGCGACGAGAGCCGGAUGGAGGACGACCGAGAUGAGGACUUCUCUGGCAUGA